Molecule: messenger RNA, 2233 nt
Organism: Prunus dulcis (almond)
Lineage: Eukaryota; Viridiplantae; Streptophyta; Magnoliopsida; Rosales; Rosaceae
Product: F-box/LRR-repeat protein 17
Exons: 11
Coding region: 83-1891 (602 amino acids)
Molecular function (GO): protein binding
Source: RefSeq, a predicted model, not a curated record
UAUUUCUUCCCUCACUGUCUCUCACUCAUACCCCUUUUUCUCUCUUUCUAUCACGCCAAUUUGAUAUCCAAAACUCCAAACAAUGCAGCAACAGCGCCACCACCACCAGUCGCAUUUCUCCGCCGCAGGCCCCACCACCCCGUUCGGGUCCACCGCCGUGGCACCCACCGCCAGCUCCGAGGCCAAGCGCGGCAAGAGGCGAGGUAGUUACAACUGCGGCCGGUGUGGCCAGCCCAAGAAGGGCCACUCCUGCCACCUACCCGCCGCCGAUGAAGCCUUCGUCGCCGAUGUUCAAUCUCCGUCCGAUCUCUCAGUUCCCCCUCUGCCUCCACGUAAGCCCUACUCCCACCUCCGCCGGGCGCUGUCGUUCGACGACGAUGUUGAUAGCUCUGGAUGGGGCGGAGGAGGUGGCGGCGAUUUUGACUCACCGGAUCCCGACCCCGAUGAGAUCGAUGACCUUGUGGUGGAUUCGGAGUCGGGUACGGGUUUAUGCGGUCUGCCUGCGAGCUGUCUUUGGGAUAUUUUGAAGAGGCUGCCGCCGCCGGAGCUGUUGUCGGCGGCAAUGGUGUGCAAGGGGUGGAGGGAGACGACGAGGAGGCUGUGGAAGGCUGCAGAAAUGCUUAGGAUUAGGGUUCCGGCGAGGGCUCAGGUCGGGCUUGUUGGAUCGGUGUUGCAAAAGUGCCCGGCCCUCGUUAACCUAUCUCUUAGAAUGGAAAGUGAUGUGGAUGCAACAUUGCUGGCCUGGAUCACAUUUUCGUGCCCAAAUCUUGAAUUCCUGGAGAUCACUACUUCUGAAACGGCUAUCAAUCGAAUCACUGGUGAUGAGCUGGGUCGUUUUGUUGGUGAUAGAAGAUUACUGAAAAGCCUUAAGAUGGAAGGUUGUUCUAAUUUAGGCGGAUUCGCUCUUUCUUCAUCAAGUCUUUCUACAAUUUGGUUUUCUGGUCUUCACUCCCUUUCUAAGAUGGUUUUUAAUUGCCCCAAUCUAAAAGAGAUUUCUGUAGACUUUUCUAGCCAUGAAAAUGAUAAUACCGAUCUUGUCACCAUGGUUGAUGCUCUGGGAAGGAACUGCCCAAGGUUACAAAACAUACACAUUGCAUCAAUCCAGCUUUCCAAUGCUGUUGUUCUUGCCCUUACAGCUGCACAAUUAAGGGGGUUGAGAAUGCUUUCUCUUGUUCUUGGAUCUGAUAUCACUGAUGCUUCUGUUGCUGCCAUUGCUUCAAGUUACCCAAACUUAGAAUUGCUUGACCUGAGUGGAUCUAGCAUCACUGAUAGUGGCAUUGGAAUGAUUUGCAAUGUAUUCCCUGAUACUCUUUCAAGACUACUGGUUGCUCUUUGUCCUAACAUCAGUGCAAGUUUUAUUCAAUUCGCCACAGCUCAACUGCCUCUUCUUGAACUCCUGGACUGUGGCAUGACCAUAUGUGAUCCCAACUCUCUGGAUUCAACAUCCGAGGAAACCACUGGCCUUGAAUUGGCACAAACAUCCAAUGCUAAAGUACACCUUAGUUACCAGAAGCUGAUCAUUAAACAUGGCCGGCUGAAAAAACUCAGCUUGUGGGGCUGUUCUGGCUUAGAUGCUCUAUAUUUAAACUGCCCUGAAGUUAAAGAUCUGAAUUUGAAUUCUUGCAAAAAUUUGUACCCAGAGAGAUUGGUGCUUCAGUGCCCCAAUUUAGAAAAUGUGCAUGCAUCAGGUUGUCAAGAAUUGUUGGUUGGGGCCAUCCAAAGCCAGGUCAAUAAUAACUUUGCUGGUGUGGAUAGCUUAUUACCAUGUAAACGUCUAGCCGAUGGCUCAAAGAGGGUUCGGGUGCCACAUUUUCUUAGUGCACAGUCAUCCGAGGACGAUAAGAAGCGAAGAAGGGUUGAGAGGCUGAAAUGCAAUGUGCAUGUGUUCUGAAUCUGAUCACAUGUCCUGGGACAUUCCCGUUGCUCUUGUUUGUUGCCAUAUUGGUUUCCCAAAGCUGCUGUAUUUUUGUAACCAAUAACUUUUAUAUUUGAUCCUAAUCAUUGUAGGGGGGCUGGUGCCUUGUAGAAUUGCCUUUCCUUGAAGGAAACUGGAUGUAGCCUCAAACUGAUGAUAGUCCAAGACUCCAAAUUGGAGGGACACAUUAAAUUAAUUAGCCCAACUAGGAUUUACAAACCUCAUUUCAAAUAAAUUGUUUAUGUUUCAACCAUGAACCAUUUGUUGGGUUAAGGUUCUAUCUUUACUUCUAUCUGUCUAAGAAAAUAUAUUCAAUCA